AUGGUCCAGUUGCAAAGAAAGGACAUUCCCACAAAACACCAUUAAAUUGACUGUCCAGUUUGGCUAAUACUUUGUACACGCAACACCUCCUGAUUGGCCAUCUCCUAGAUAUCUCCCACCACCCAAUUGAACAAGAGAUAAGAUGAGAUUGGCUAAGACGAGAUUGAUUGGAUAAAAAGCAUGUCUAAAAAAGUAAACACCACCUCUACAUUCAUCCACCACCACACAACACCUUCACCACCACAACCCAUUCCAAAAUAUUUUAGAGAGAAACAUAAAAAGCUUCUAGUAAUGGGAGUAGGAUCCAAGUCAUGUGAGUCCUGCAAAACCUCUGCCGCUACUCUCUUCUGCAAAGCGGAUUCCGCGUUUCUCUGCGUGGUUUGCGAUGGGAAGAUUCACGCGGCUAAUAAGCUGGCCUCGAGGCAUCCGCGGGUCUGGAUGUGUGAAGUGUGCGAGAAUUCGCCGGCUUCGGUGACGUGUAAGGCGGAUGCGGCGGCUUUGUGUGUUGCUUGUGACCGGGAUAUCCACUCGGCGAAUCCCCUGGCUCGGCGGCAUAAGCGGAUUCCGGUUGUGCCGUUUUACGAUGCGGCGGCUGCGAGCAGAGGAGGCGGUGGAGAGGGAGAUGAUGAUGAUCAGGAUAGGUACUUUACGGAUCCGGAGAUGGAGGAGGAGGAGGAGGCUGAGGCUGCUUCGUGGUUGUUGCCAAACCCUAAUAACCAACCUCUCAGCAACAAUAAUAAUAAUAACAAUGAGUAUUUGUUGAAUCAUAACCAGGAGCUUGAUUGCUCAUUUCUCGAUAUCGAUGUGAUGAACAAUACUGGUAAUGCUCGUGUGGUGGCGGAUGAGAAGCCGCCUAUGAAUCUGCUGGAUAGUGGUAAUUAUGGGGGAAAUGCGGAUGGUGUUGUUCCGGUGCAGUCUUACCAGACACAACCUGCUCCUGCUCUUGUUGAUGGCUUUCCGGCGUACAAUAUGGAUUAUUGUGGAUCUAGACCGUUUAUGUACAACUUCAACUCUCAGUCCAUCAGCCAAAGUGUAUCAUCCUCAUCACUGGAUGUUGGCCUAGUUCCUGAUCACAAUGCCAUGACAGAUGUAUCAAACAAUAUCACCCAACAUCCCAACUCAGAACCCCUUCCUAAUCCUGUCUCCGGACUCGAUAGAGAAGCUAGAGUUAUGAGGUACAGAGAGAAAAGAAAGAACCGGAAAUUUGAGAAAACAAUCAGAUAUGCUUCAAGAAAGGCUUAUGCAGAGACCAGGCCCAGAAUCAAGGGUAGAUUCGCUAAGCGCUCAGAAAUUGAUGAUGUGGAGGCUCUCAUUUCAACGGCCACUUACGGCGUAGUGCCCUCUUAUUAAGAGGUGGAGCACUUUUCCAUGGUUGCCAUUGGCGUUGCAGACUUGCAGCUGCCUGCAACUACUAGCAAUAUGUCUUGUAUAUAGUGAGUAUUUUUAAUUUUGAUUUCACAAGCUGGAUGAUGCAUGUAUAACUAACUAGUCUUUACUUUUUGGAUUGUACGUGUUUUAAUAAAAUGAAACAAAUCAAUGUCAUUUCCUUA
Daucus carota subsp. sativus is the source of this 1550-nucleotide messenger RNA. RefSeq names its product zinc finger protein CONSTANS-LIKE 4. The transcript is spliced from 2 exons. Gene Ontology annotation, molecular function: DNA-binding transcription factor activity; protein binding; zinc ion binding. Lineage: Eukaryota; Viridiplantae; Streptophyta; Magnoliopsida; Apiales; Apiaceae. Gene Ontology annotation, cellular component: nucleus. Bases 181 to 1350 code for a protein of 389 amino acids. The record is from RefSeq and is a predicted model, not a curated record. Gene Ontology annotation, biological process: regulation of flower development.